Messenger RNA from Vavraia culicis subsp. floridensis, 411 nucleotides. RefSeq lists its product as uncharacterized. The transcript has a single exon. Bases 1 to 411 code for a protein of 136 amino acids. The record is from RefSeq and is a predicted model, not a curated record. Lineage: Eukaryota; Fungi; Microsporidia; Pleistophoridae.
AUGAGCAGUCUUGAUUGUCGCAAUCUACAUGAAAUGCAGAAUUUACAAACUCAUAGAGUCGAGUUAAACAACCUCAUCGAUAAUUCCUUCAAAUAUUUACCUCCCUGUCUCAAGUUAUUGAGCCUGAUCAGUACGGAACCGAUCACACGUAUUAAUAUGGAUCAAUCACUAUCUUUAGAUGCUUUUACAGCUUUCUAUGCUCUCAAAGUUCUUAUAAUCGAUGGCAAAUUCCUUUCUGACAUGUUGUUUUCCCAUUCCAUAGCUCCGUUUCUCAAAGUGCUCGUUAUCACAUAUGCCAAUUUACGAAUAGGUGCUAAUGGACCAGUCCCGAAAAAAGUAAAACUGAGAAAGCUGCAUAUUUCUGCAGUAGUGGAUUUGAUUGAUCAGAAUGCACAGUCGCCUUUUGAUUGA